Messenger RNA from Fusarium odoratissimum NRRL 54006, 1977 nucleotides. RefSeq lists its product as uncharacterized. Gene Ontology annotation, molecular function: zinc ion binding; DNA binding; DNA-binding transcription factor activity, RNA polymerase II-specific. NCBI's taxonomy places the organism in Eukaryota, Fungi, Ascomycota, Sordariomycetes, Hypocreales, Nectriaceae. Gene Ontology annotation, biological process: regulation of DNA-templated transcription; DNA-templated transcription. The record is from RefSeq and is a predicted model, not a curated record. The transcript is spliced from 4 exons. Bases 1 to 1977 code for a protein of 658 amino acids.
AUGAACAACCGCGGCGAUCGUCGACGUCGCCUUGCAAAGGCAUGCGAUCAUUGUCGGAAAGGCAAGGUCCGAUGCGACGGAACCCGGCCAGUUUGUGGACGGUGUCGGGGUUGCGGAAAUGAAUGCCACUAUGCAGAUGUUGACAAGCCCGAUCCACGUCAACGCCGAUCUAGAGUUCCAUCUCGAAACUCGACAGGUAUUACAAUUGGCGAGGAGACUUUUGACGGAGCUGGUGCUUCCUCAGCCUUGUUGUCAGACUCUGCAGUCGUCCAAACAGUCGCUCAUCCUCAGUUACAUCUUCAAGCCCAUGAUGAGCUUCACAGCUUCACAGAGUCAAGUCCCGCUCAGACUUUGGCAGCAACGGAUACAAGCCCUCGGGACACGAUAGUUGGUGGUCAUGGAGAUAUGCGCUACUUUGGUCCGCCAUCGGGCAUAUCCCUGGUGUCGACGGCCACUCCACGCAAAUCAGGACAGCAUACACCAGAAUCGUGGUCCAGAUGGACACACCCAUCUAUCGAGCCUUUGUUCACAAAGCGGGUCAUGAAGGCUCUUCCAUCUUGGACUGAGGCAUUCUCCCUUGUCAGCGAAUUCUUCACUCAUGAGCACCAAGUCUUCCCUUGCUUCAACGCACCAGCAUUCAUGUGCCUACUAGGCCAGCAGUACUCAGGUACAUGUACUGAGAGUCCAGCGUGGUGGGUCUCGCUCAAUUCUGUUCUUGCAAUCGCACAGCGUCGUCGAGCGGAGGCAGCUCAAUCAGCAGAGGCAGAGGAUCUAGCCUGGGCCUAUGCAUCAAAUGCACUUGCCGGGACAUGGGAUGUUCUCAUGCGUAGUACACAAUUGUCUUCUGUCCAAGCUCUGCUAGCCAUUGCCUGGUUCUUUAUCGGAACACCAAACCCGCAGCCCAGCUUCAUGCUCGUUGGUUGCGCCGUGCGUCUUGCACACUCGAUAGGCAUACAUGUCGAGAGUCAGGAUCCGUCUGUAAGUUCAGCAGAAGCAAAUAUGAGAAAGAAGGUCUUUUGGAUCGCGAUUUGUCUAGACCGGGAACUGUGUCUCCGAACUGGAAGACCCCCUUGUAACGAUCUCAACGCUGCCUACGUUGACCCACCAAUGGGUUCCUUGGAUGAAACGGAAAUCAUCAAGACUGUUGAGGGGCAUGAACUAAACCUCUUCAAAGGUCAGAUACAACUAGCCGCGAUCCAGAGCGCGAUUUACCAAGAUCUUCAUUCAAGCAAAGCCCCACCGAAUGGCAUUGCAGAUUCAGUGGCGGACUUACUGCAGAAGCUGGAGAAUUGGCGUACUGAAUUUGCACCGUCUCUCACUCAUGAUUCUGCUGCGAGGUGCGAGCAUCACGGGUUGAUGCGGUUGUACUUUUCCUACUACAAUGCCGUUAUCGUUGUGAGCCGCGCACAUAGUCUAACUUAUUGGGUGUCACCAAAUCAUCCGGAAAUGUCAGCCCUACCUUCAAAGAUGAGAGACUCCAUAGAGAAUUGCCUCAACGCGUCCCGAUGCAUUAUUGGAUUAAGCAAGCUUAUACCAGUCACAUGGAAGAGCUUUCACUGGGACGUCAUUCCAAUACCUAUGAGCGCUGUUGUUAUUCUCUGCAUCAUGACACUUCGAAAUCCUAUGAACGAGGAUGCGCGGAAUGACAUGGGUUUGGUUGGUGACGUCAUGCAAAUUUUCAGAACUCUAGACGAGGCAUACGGCAAUACUUACCUCACUCAGGUCCAAAAGGUCUGCCAAGAACUAUACAGAAAGGCUCAUUACGCUGUGCAAUCUUCAAAUGCACAACUAGUUGAGUCUAUUGAUGUAGAAUCUCCUGCUCUUCAAGCUUCCUCGAAUGCCAACCAGCAAGAAAGUCACCAGCACCAUACUGAUAAUAUGUUUGACUUCAAUAUGGAUGUCUUUGAGCAGACAAUGCCUUAUCCAGUUCCGAUGCUUUGGGACUUGGAUGCAUCACUAUGGACUGCUAUUAUAUAG